ACUAAAAUUAAUUUUCGCGCCUUAAUUUUUAAUUUUUCGGAUUAGUUUUUUUUUUUUUUUAUUUAUAUUCUCUCACUUCUUUUUUUUGUUGAAUUUUAGGAAAUUGGAAGAGUAUGAGCUAGCUUGGAAUAAGUGGAGAAUAUUCUUGGAGUAUUGGAAGCUUGCUUGGGUAACUUGUAUCUCUCUCCUAUUUCAAUUUAUUUUAUUUAGAAAAUCACAAAAAAAUUGAAAAUUAAAAAAAUCACAAACAAAUUAAAAAUUUUAAAAUCCAAAAAUAUUAGAUAGAAUUACAUAUGUGUUGCAUCAUGCAUUUAAUCACUUAGGGCACAUCAUCUAGUUUUUAAUUUUUGUUUUUAAAUUUUCGUACCUUAAAUUGUGGUGAUCGCUGGAGGACCCCAAGGUACGUUAAUUUCUUUCUUUCUCUAGAUUAGGACACGUAGUUUAAGAAUCCAUAGUUGUUUAUCGCUUUAAUUAUCUCGUUGUGUGGUGCAUCAUUUUAAAUAAAUCUUAAGGGCAAAACCCACUCACAAGAUAAGGGAAGGGAUUUCAUCACUCUUUCCUUGGCCCACAACGACCUAAUUUCUUCAUUUGCAUUUACCUAGCCUUUAAUAAAAUUGGAUUAGACAUUAGCCCCUAGGUUUCGCGCUCAAUUAAGAAGGUACCUAAAAAACGAGGUAAUCUUUAAUUAUUCCGACUUUUCGGUGUCUAAGGCAAGCGAAAGCUUACCUGGCCGAUUAAGGUUUGGUGUCUAAGCGCGGAGAUUGGCCUCUUGGCAAUGCCUGCUCCAAACUGGCCAGACCGGUCCGAAUAAUUUUGGAUUUAUCGAGUUUUUGGUGGUCCUUAACGUUAGGAGCAAGGUCUAGUUUAUUUUUAUUAGGGAACCCUAGAAUUAAGUUUUUUUUUCACUUUUACACCCUUUCUUUUGUUUGUUUUAAUUCUUCGCACUUAUUUGCUACGUGUUUACUAUCUAGUUUAUGCGAACUACUUGGGUUAGGAGCGAAUCGUCUAGAUUAGUUAGACCGAUCAUCGAAAUUCCUUCUUCGUCCUCUUCGGACUCCGAACCCAUAGAAGCUAGCGAACCGAUAGUAAACAUGGCGUUGUCUCUUAAAGACCGUUGUUACCCUUCCCGUUCCGCUCAACCAUCAUGCAUCACCCUUCCUCCCGUUAAUGGGAACAAUUUCGAGAUUAAGGCACAUCACAUUAGCAUGUUGCCUAAAUUUUUAGGGAGUGAAGGUGAGGAUCCCUAUCUUUUUAUCCAAGAAUUUGAGGAGGUUUGCGGUUUGCAAAAACUCCAACAAUUGAGCGAAGAUUCCAUUCGGCUUAGACUAAUCAACUUUGCUUUAAAAGAAAACGCUAAAAAAUGGUUGUAUAGUCUUCCCGUCAAUUCUAUUUCCACUUGGGAGGGAUUUGUGGUAAAUUUUCUUAAAAAGUAUUUUCCAAACCAUAAAACAACUCGAAUUACAAAUGAGAUAAACCAAUUCCAUCAAAGGGAAAAUGAGUCUUUUUGGAAAUUCUUUGACCGUUUCAAAAAUCUUUUAUCACAAUGCCCCCACCAUGGAAUAGAGAAAUGGAGACUUUGUAAGAUUGUGUACGAGGCCUUAGAUAGUCAAACCACCGCUUUAUUAGAGUCUAUGUGCCAAGGCAAAUUCAUGGAGAAAGAUGAGGACCAAGGGUGGGAAUUUUUCGAGGACUUAGCCGAGAAAACAAUGUUAUGGGAGUCUACUAGGGAACCUAAAAAAUCGAUCGAGGCGUCUAGCUCUAGGGGUCUGCACUCGAUAGGAAACAAUGUGGCAACUGAUGCCAAAUUAGCAACCCUUACUAAGAGACUCGAAGCUUUAGAGUCUCAUAGUGGCCCCUCAUCUAUGUCUAUGUUCCCGAACUAUAAUGCUCCCCAUCCCGAGAUCCAACAAUCUCAUGAUUUUGAGCAAGUGAACGCGAUGUUCCAACCCAAGCCUAGAAAUGACCCGUUUGCACCAACCUACAACCCUGGGUGGAAGAAUCACCCGAAUUUCUCGUGGAACCAAGGUCAAAACUUUCAAACUCCACAACCUAAUUUUCCUAGGCCCAAUCCCAAUUCUUUUCCGAAUUAUCAAAACCCGAGUCAAGCUCCGUUAAAUCCUCCCGGUUUUAAUGAUUCGGAUAAGAGACUCAAUUCCUUAGAAAAGAGCAUAGAGGCCUUAGUGAAAUCGCAAACUAACUUGACCCAAUCCCAACAAACUUUCAUGCAAACUUUAACUCAAGAUAGGCAACUUUUGCAUUCUAAUGUGCAAGCCGUCUCUAAGUUAGAGUCCCAAUUGAGUCAAUUAGCAAGCACGUUGUGUGAACGAGAAAAGAACAAAUUCUCGAGCCAACCCGAGGUGAACCCGAAAUUUCCUCUUAAUCAAAGACCCCCGGAUAAUGUGCAUUCGGUCAUUUCUCUUAGGUCGGGAAAACAAGUUGAUACCCAAGUUGGUGAGAACCUCGGUAAGAAAGGGGAUUCGACUUCUAACCAAAGUCCACCCCGCACUACCAUUAAUCAUGACAAACCCGAGUGUUCAAAAGCCCGUGAGGAGUCGAGUGACCCAAACCCGGAACCCGAGUUGCAAAGUGAAGUAGUCUAUAAACCGAGAGUCCCUUACCCACAAAGACUUAUUUCACCUAAGCAAUCGGCUCAAAUGGAGAAGAUUUUGGAAGUGUUUAAGCAAGUCAAGGUCAACAUACCCCUUUUAGAUGCAAUUCAACAAAUUCCUUCAUAUGCUAAGUGUCUUAAGGAGUUAUGUACCCAUAAGAGAACCAACCAUGUUCCUAAGAAAGCUUUCCUUACGUCUCACAUUAGUUCUAUUCUCUCAAACCAAAUUCCCGUGAAAUACAAGGACCCCGGUUGUCCUACAAUUUCAUGUGUCAUAGGAGAAACUUUUGUGGAUAAGGCGUUACUUGAUUUAGGGGCUAGUGUUAAUCUCCUUCCAUAUUCUGUCUACCAAGCCUUAGGUUUAGGGGAGCUCCGACAAACCAAUGUCACACUUCAAUUAGCCGAUCGAUCCGUGAAAAUUCCUAAGGGAAUGAUCGAAGAUGUGCUAAUUAAAGUAGGUGACUUUGUGUUUCCCGUAGAUUUCGUCGUCCUAGAGACCGAACCGGUUAGAAACCCGAAGAAUCAAAUUCCCAUCAUCCUAGGACGACCCUUUUUAGCUACAUCCAACGCUUUGAUUAAUUGUAGGAACGGCUUAAUGAAGCUAACAUUUGGUAACAUGACAAUCGACCUCAACAUAUUUCAUGUAGGGAAACAAUCCGAUGAUUUCUAUGAUCAACAUUUGGACGUUAAUCUAAUUGAUGAAAUAGUUGAUCAAGAUCUCAUGAAUCCUAAAGAUGCCCUUGAAUUUUGCUUAAAACAUUUUGGAGAGGAUUGGGAUGUUUCCGACUACACACAUGAGGUCAACCAAAUGUUAGAAUCUACCAUUCCUACAACGAAUCAAGAGCGUGAUGUUGAACCCGAGCAUUUGCCUUUACCUAAGAAAACCGUUGAGUCACAACCGCCGGAGUUAGAACUUAAACCUCUUCCCGACACUCUUAAGUAUGCUUUUCUAGGCCCUAACGACUCGUAUCCUGUUAUCAUUGCCUCUAAUUUGACUACGUCACAAGAGGGUGACAUUCCCUCGACAUGGUCCAAAAAUGAUAAAGCCAAGUUCUUUUCUCAAGUGAAACAUUUCUUUUGGGACGACCCUUACCUCUUUAAACAUUGCCCCGAUCAAAUCAUUAGGAGGUGUGUCCCAAAUAACGCCUUAUGGGCCUAUCGGACCGCCUUUAAGACCGUCUUAGGAAUGUCUCCUUAUAGACUCGUGUAUGGUAAAGCUUGCCAUUUGCCGGUUGAGCUAGAGCAUAGGGCCAUGUGGGCCAUUAGAGAAUUAAACUUCGACUUAUCCACCGCCGGUAGUCAUCGGAAGUUACAAUUGACCGAGUUAGACGAACUUAGGAACGAUGCCUACGAAAAUGCCAAAAUUUACAAAGAGAGAACCAAGGCCUUCCAUGAUAAAACUAUUUUGAGAAAAUCAUUUUCUCCCGGCCAAAAAGUUCUUCUCUACAACUACAGGAGAUCAGAUUUUUUGCCGCCUGUAGUAGGAUAUGAAAGCGGAACUGGGGAAGCUCAAGGGCUGGACUAUUUAGAACUCCAAUAA
Molecule: messenger RNA, 4148 nt
Organism: Daucus carota subsp. sativus
Lineage: Eukaryota; Viridiplantae; Streptophyta; Magnoliopsida; Apiales; Apiaceae
Exons: 4
Coding region: 975-4148 (1057 amino acids)
Source: RefSeq, a predicted model, not a curated record